GUGUUGGCUUACACGCAAAGUUUCUGACGGCACGUCACCAUAACAAAACAAAAAUUAUAAAUUAAAAUUGCUUGAACCGAGGACAUGGACAAGGAUAAAUUCACGCUGCAGUCCAUUCGGCAAGACCUCAUCGACAACAAUUUGCAAGCCAAGGCGAUUAUACAGGACAUAGUAAACAGUAGAACCACUAUUGUCGAGCUUGAGGAGUUAAAUGAAGCUGGACGGGCAAAGCUGUCGGCCAUUCGCAAAAACAUCGAGCGCUUGGAUGAUUGGGCACGGGACAUGGCCGACACCUCGUUGGCCAAGGAGGUAGACACACAUAGGGAUCAGUUCUCAAAAACAUUGCAGGCAUUCCGUAAAGCAAAUGUAGCGACAAUGCUGGAGAUCGAGAAAGCCAACCGAGAGGAGCUGAUGGCAAUCACUGGCGAGAGUGAGUUGCGGCAGCGCACCACAGCGAGGCCGCGACACAACCAGGGAAGUCUGGUGUCGCAGGAGAACGAUGUAACCGAGAAGAUGCUGGCCAUUUCGCGGCAUCUGUCAGAGACAACACAGAAAAGUGCCGUCACGCUAGAGACCCUAGUAGCGUCGUCCCAAAAUGUAGAGGCAACAAGCGACGAGCUGCAGCACACAGCCGGUAGCAUCAAAAUGUCCGGAAAGCUGCUCAAAAAGUACGGUAGACGCGAAUGCACCGACAAGAUGCUGGUAUUCUUUGCAUUUUGUCUGUUCCUUGUUUGUGUCUUUUACAUUGUUCAAAAGCGUCUGUUUUAGUUAGGAACACGAUUCGGUGUGUAACUUAAGAGUUUCGCUUUGUCGUUUAGGGAAUAGUUCAUGUAAACAACAGGCCAUAUGGCGCCUCUAAAGCUAUGAAUUUGUAAUCACAAUGUAAAGUUUGUUUCUAGCCUAAGCACCCUACUGUUAGGAACCUAAUUAAGCGCUAUUUGCUCUUAGUUUAUUGAUCUUAGUCAAAUUUCCAAAUUGAAAAUGUAAAUUACUUUUUAUAAAUGUACUCGUGCUAAUACGGACACCUGGGCACUCCGCCCGGAUUAG
Drosophila obscura is the source of this 1047-nucleotide messenger RNA. RefSeq names its product vesicle transport protein SEC20 (gene Sec20). Bases 85 to 768 code for a protein of 227 amino acids. The transcript has 2 exons. Gene Ontology annotation, cellular component: SNARE complex; endoplasmic reticulum. Lineage: Eukaryota; Metazoa; Arthropoda; Insecta; Diptera; Drosophilidae. Gene Ontology annotation, molecular function: SNAP receptor activity. The record is from RefSeq and is a predicted model, not a curated record. Gene Ontology annotation, biological process: retrograde vesicle-mediated transport, Golgi to endoplasmic reticulum.